AUGACCUGUUUUUACCUCUACAAUUCAGCCAGACCUUUUAUAUCCCCUCUACUAAGAACACACGACUUGCCAUUAGUGCAGCAAGCACAUCAGCUGCACAGCCAAGUCCCCCAUGCCAACCAAGUCCAUCAUGCCAACCAAGUCAAUCAAGCCAAUCAUGCCAAUCAGUACUCAAGCUCUACAGUAAACCAAAGUCAAAGCUCAUGCCCUACCGCCCCUACCCCCACUACCUCCUCUCCUACUUCAACCACCAUCUCUGACCACCUCACCCACACCGAAACCCAGUGUCACGCCACCACCUCUGGCCACCUCACCCAAACUGAUGCCAAGGUUCGUGCCACCUCCUCUACCCUCCUCACCCACACCAAUGCCAUUGCCCAGGGUCGUGCCCCCUCUGACCUCCUCACCUCUGACCACCUCACCCACUCCGAUGCCCAGUGUCACGUCACCUCCCCUGCCCACACCACCUCCCCCACCACCUCUGACCACCUCACCCACACCGACGCCCACGGCCGCGCCUCCAUGGUGGACGUGAGUGGCAAGGCCGCGACGCGACGCUCUGCCACGGCCACGGCCACGGUGCGUCUGGGCGCUAAAGCCUACGGCCUGGUGCGCGACAACCAGCUGGCGAAGGGCGACGCGCUGGGGGUGGCGCGGCUAGCGGGCAUCAUGGGGGCCAAGCAGACGGCCGCCCUCAUCCCGCUGUGCCACCCGCUGGCGCUGGACCACGCCGCCGUCUCCGUGGAGCUGCGGGAGGACGGCGAGUCGGCGGUGGUCACGGCGACGUGCCGAACGAGCGGCCCCACCGGCGUGGAGAUGGAGGCGCUGACGGCCGUUACCGUGGCGGCGCUGGCGCUCUACGACAUGUGCAAGGCCGUCAGCCGGGACAUCGUCAUCACCGACGUCAAGCUGCUGGCCAAGACGGGAGGGCAGCGGGGAGACUACACGCGGCAACAGACAUAAACACACACACACACACACACACACACACACACACACACACACACGCACGCACACACUCUCCAUACACACCUGGCCAAAAUGGGAGGGCAGCGGGGAGACUACCAGCCGCAGUAGUGAUGAACACACACACACACACACGCACACACUCUCUCUCCAUACACACCUCUUCAAGACGAGAGGGCAGAGGGAGGACUACACGCGGCAGCAGUUAUGAACACACUCUCUCUCAGCGGUCAUAAACACACACUCUCCAUACACACCAGAGGGGAGACUACACACGGCAGCCGUCAUAAACACCUCUCUCUAUCUCUAUCUCUCUAUCCAUCUCUCUCUCUCUCUCUCUCUCUCUCUCUCUCUCUCUCUCUCUCUCUCUCUCUCUCUCUCUCUCUCUCCACACAUACACCUCUCCAACAUGGAGAGCUGGAGCAGAGACUACCCUGCCUCUCCGCCUCUCUCCUUCUCCACACAUUUCUCUCCUGGCGUGCAUUUCUCAAAAGCGUAGUUAUUAGCAGUUAGCAAUUUCGGUAGUUGCAAAUGGGAAAUUGCAUUGCAACCAACAAAGUAGCUAACAUAGUUAGCAACUACGCUUUCCAGAAAUACACCCCUGGACAGGGAUACGGAGAAGAGACUGCCGACGUCAUCAUCAUCAGAUAUGAACUCCCGUCUCUCUUGAAACCACGCACAUGUCUCCAUUCCACUGCUGUCUCU
Engraulis encrasicolus (European anchovy) is the source of this 1671-nucleotide messenger RNA. Its product is annotated as cyclic pyranopterin monophosphate synthase-like. The coding region runs from base 1 to 963 and encodes 320 amino acids. Gene Ontology annotation, biological process: Mo-molybdopterin cofactor biosynthetic process. The transcript is spliced from 2 exons. The record is from RefSeq and is a predicted model, not a curated record. NCBI's taxonomy places the organism in Eukaryota, Metazoa, Chordata, Actinopteri, Clupeiformes, Engraulidae.